GCAACACACUGUAUUCAAAGACAAGUACACACAGCGGCAUGACUUCAAAAACGCAGUACAACCUAGUGGUACAUUUGACCGUGUUUUUGUCUGCUUUAAUUGAAACAGUUCAUGGACAUUACGGAUAUGUCCAAAUUCUCUGUCGAACUGACUCUCAACAAAACACUGAAUUUAUCUACUCGGUCACCUACAACAUGAUAGAAUAUCUGAGAUACAACAGCACUGAGGAUAUAGUUAUUGGUUACACUGAAUUUGGAAAGAAAUGGGCAGAGGACUACAAUAAAAACAAGAUUUUACUCGCACAAGCAGAAUUUGCUCUGAAAGAUUGCAAAGAAAUUGGAAAAUUUAUUUUCCCUUAUGCAGGGACGGCAGUAAAACCAGAAGUAAUUAUCCGGUCAGACAGGGAAGCUAUUGGGAAUCAGAAAGCUGUUCUGGUGUGCAGUGCCUAUGACUUCUACCCCAAACCCAUCAAACUGACGUGGAUAAGGGAUGAUAUUGUGAUGACAGCUGAUGUGACCUCCACUGAGGAGCUGGCUGAUGGAGACUGGUACUACCAGAUUCACUCCCACCUGGAAUACUUUCCCAAACCCGGAGAGAAGAUCUCCUGUGUCGUGGAGCACGCCAGCUCUCAUAGACCCAUGGUCUAUCACUGGGAUCCUUCUCUAUCCGAGUCUGAGAGGUCUAAGAUAAUUCUUGGGUCUGUGGGGCUGGUGAUGGGGGUCGUGAUGGCAGCCGGAGGACUGAUCUACCAUAAAAGAAAACACACAGGCUUUUACCGACUUCCAGUUUGUUUACUUCCACUGCAAACAAUGGACGGCACUGAACAACAGCCGUAACAUCUGGGACUGCAUCAUCAUUCCAUACGACUCGAGAGAAACAUCAACUGAGUAUGAAGACUGUAUGACAACAAUCAGGCAUCAGUCAUCUAAGCCUCAACUUCUGAUUGUCCAUUUAAUCUCAUUUAAUACGCAGUCAAUUAAAAAGGCAAUUAACUCUUUAUAGUCACUGUCACUUCUCUUAUGGCUAUUGAUUUUCUGCUUGCAUCUUCAGAGCCCCUAUAAUGCCAUUUGCUCCUGAGACUUUUGUAUUCGCACAAACUUUAGUAAAAACUAGCGAGAAUGAGCCAGAAAUGGGCAUUUUUAGAAAAUUACAUGCAGGUGCAAAUAGUAUGUUUUGCAUUUCAUCUGAUUAAAUCAGUAAACUGUUGUUAUAGUAAAGACCAUCAGAUUUUUGAGACCAUCUUGCCAUUGAUCUAUGAUGUCAAAGGCAGCAUACAGGUAAAAAUAUUCAACGCAAUCUCACGAACAAUUCGUACGAAUUCAUAUGAGUGAGUAAUAUGUGACUGAUUCGUAUAAAUUCGUACGACCUCACUCGAACCAUUUGUCUAAACCCCAUUGAUGUUUAGGUUUAGGGGCGGGGUCAGGGGGAGGUCAUUUGCACAAAUUCAUACGAAUUGCGCAAAUCGUAAAAUAUGUAUGAUUUAGCAAAAAACAUUUUGGCUAAUUUCGGUGGAAACGCAGCUUAUUUUUAGGUUUUAAGCUGCGUUUUCAUCUAAAUUACCCGUUGCUUUCUUCGUCAACUUAUUCAACCAAUCAAAAUUCAGCAUGAACUCAACCAAUAAGCAUGUUCAGUGCCCAUGUACCCACAGCUAUGGGGCGGCAGUGGCUCAGUGGUUCAUAUACUGUAGGUUGUCUACAAUC
Pimephales promelas (fathead minnow) is the source of this 1700-nucleotide messenger RNA. RefSeq names its product rano class II histocompatibility antigen, A beta chain. NCBI's taxonomy places the organism in Eukaryota, Metazoa, Chordata, Actinopteri, Cypriniformes, Leuciscidae. Gene Ontology annotation, cellular component: MHC class II protein complex; membrane. Gene Ontology annotation, biological process: immune response; antigen processing and presentation. The record is from RefSeq and is a predicted model, not a curated record.